This is a messenger RNA of Apus apus (common swift), 4683 nucleotides long. RefSeq names its product StAR related lipid transfer domain containing 4 (gene STARD4). The record is from RefSeq and is a predicted model, not a curated record. The coding region runs from base 126 to 749 and encodes 207 amino acids. Gene Ontology annotation, molecular function: cholesterol transfer activity; cholesterol binding. NCBI's taxonomy places the organism in Eukaryota, Metazoa, Chordata, Aves, Apodiformes, Apodidae. Gene Ontology annotation, biological process: cholesterol import; intracellular cholesterol transport; cholesterol transport involved in cholesterol storage. The transcript is spliced from 5 exons. Gene Ontology annotation, cellular component: cytosol; endoplasmic reticulum.
GCAGCGGGGGGUCUCGCCUCUUGCGGAGCGAGCGGCGCUGGCGUUGGCGGCGCCGUCGUCCCCCGUGUCAUGCCUUGUGCUGCUGCGCGUGUCUGUGUAACGCGUGUCGCUGCGCGGGAGGGCAGAUGGAUGUCGUGCCGGAUGCCGCAUCCCUGGCCGCCGAGCUGCGGGACACCCUGGUUCGGUACCACGGCGCCGGAGACAGCGAGUGGCGCGUCGCCAAGAAAACCAAAGACGCAACUGUGUGGCGUAAACCAUCAGAGGAAUUCAGUGGAUACCUCUACAAAGCUCAAGGAGUGGUGGAAGAUGUUGCUAACAGAGUAGUGGAUCACAUUCGCCCUGGACCUUAUAGGCUAGACUGGGACAGCUUAAUGACUACAAUGGACAUCAUGGAAACAUUUGAAGAGAACUGCUGUGUGAUGCGCUACACCACGGCUGGUCAGCUCUGGAACAUCAUAGCACCAAGGGAGUUUGUGGAUUUCUCUUACACUACUAGCUAUGAAGAUGGGCUUCUAACAUGUGGUGUAAGCCUGGACUAUGGAGAGGUGAGACCUAACUUUGUCCGUGGAUUCAAUCACCCUUGCGGUUGGUUCUGCGUCCCUCUUAAGGACUAUCCUAGCCACAGUCUUUUGACAGGCUAUAUUCAAACUGAACUGCGAGGGUUGCUGCCACAAUCUGCAGUAGACACUGCCAUGUCUAGUACCCUGGCCAAUUUCUACUCUGACCUCAAGAAGGCACUGAAAGCAUAGACAAAUAGUGACUUAAAAGCCCACACGUUUCUUGUUUAGGUUAGCAUAGGUUAGCUACUGGGUUAAGAGGUGAAUAACAUUGUUCCUAAAUGAUACCUGAACCUUUAUGUUGAGGGAUUCGAACAAGUUUACCAAGUACUUUUUGAUGUGAUACUUAGCAUACCUUCCUAAUUCACAAUGCAAAAUUCUGUUUCCUGCUCAGCACUCUGCAGCUGGGUGAGGAGCAGGCUGAGCUUAUGAACUCUGGGCUUCCUAGGUAGAAACCACAAGAUGUGGGGUGGGGGCUUGGAAAAUGCAGAAUGAACUCGACUUUCACACACAGUGUUGAGAGUGGAGUGCUGAGGAUUUUGCUGGUGCAGGUUGCUGUACAGGUAGUGUCUCACUGAAGAUGUAAUUUUGUAAUAUAUAUAUUUUUAUAUUUACUUUUUUAAUUUCUUUAGUUUGUACAGGUGCAUCUGUAAUUUAUUUAUAAAAAUUUGCUUUGAUUGAUAGGGAUAUUACUUAGCUUGGUUGUUUAAUGAUAUUAUAUGUAAGAAAGCUAGUUGCUCUUGUUAGCAAAAGUAAGUAUUCAUUUUUGGCAUUUCUUCAGUGUUGUAAUUGUAACUUAAUUAACUGUUGUAUGUAACAGUCUCAGUGCGUAGAUAAAGAAAUGCUCUUACAGCUGAUCCAAAGCUCAGUUAAGUCAUCAGGUGUCUUUCCAUAGUUUUUAGUAGCAUUUUAAUCACACAGGUGCCAAAAUAGCAAACCAAAAUGGAUCUUCUGUGAUACUCUGCUUUUACUUAAAUUUGCAUGUAAUUGUGUGUGUGGUUUUAUUGGUUUGAUUUCUUUUGUCUUCCUCAACUGAAAAUCCUGGAAUUACUAAAACAAUAGAAAGGACCAUGAACUUGCUUCAGGUAUACGCGUUGGUGUAACCACAGCAACACAGAUGACUAGCAUGCUGGUAUAGUGCUCUGGGUGUUCUAUCUUUGCAAUAAAUGAAAUUAGCAUCUUAAAAAUCCAGCAGCUGAAAGCCUAAUCUCAGGUUGCAGAAUUGCUCAGAUCUGCUGGAGGAUGGAGGGUUAAAUUUUUAAGAAUAUUUAGCCACCCAGUAGUGCUGGCAGGUACAUAGCAGGGGCUUUCAAAAGAUUGCUGCCUGUGUUGCUAGGAACCUGAAUUCUCUUUAAAAUCUGACAUUGAGCUUUUAAUGUUUGCAUCAUAUUCUCAGGUGAGAUUGUAAUUAUCCCUAUAGUUUACCAGUGCUAGCAGUGGCAGGGUUAACAGUGUAAUACUUAGGAGCCCUAAUAUUUUGGGGCCAGUUGUAUAAAUACAAUCCAACCACCAGUAAUGAACUCUCAGAAAAAAAAAAUAAAAUUAAAAUUGUUCCCCUGCAAUAUUGGCUCUUCUGACACUGGCCACUGUAGCUGAACUCUGAACAGUGAGGACUUUUCUUUCUCAUUGCUCAAGCGAAGAGGCAGAACAAACAUGACAUCAAAUAUAGUCAUACAUAAAAUACUGUUUAAGACAGUUAAAAACAGUGGCAUUGAGCAGCCUUUGAUGUCAUCAUAGGCAGAAAAUGUCAACCCCCUGUUUGUUUUUGUGUAUUCUGCAAUUCUCUUUAAACUCCUUGGUUCCUUUUCCCAUCUUUUCUAUCUUCCUUGUUUCAUCACCAGUGCGGGAAUUUCACAAGGUGAUGUUUUGUCACCAAGAACUCUAAGGAAUCAGUUUCAGCAGAUACGCUUUUUUGAAAAUGCUAGGGUCCACUCCUUUCUAGUACUGGUACAGAGGCAAGUAUGUAAACCCUAGCAAUACUGCUCUGAGGGAUGAAUGAUGAUAUGAUGAUAGGGGAAGCUGUGUGAAGUAUACCCUAUUUACCCUUCCCAGUUAUAAAGACUACAUGCAUAAUGACUCUGCACGUUUAUGUCUUUUUUAAAAACUGCUAGGACUGACUAAUUAAGAGGUUCUGAUACAGAUGUAUGCAGAGAAAAAUACUCCAUUGCUUUCUAAAAAUCCCACUUCAAACCUGCACAGAGGCACUUCAGUGCUGGAGAAACAGGUCAAAAGGAGCACAAGGCACAGGAUGAUGUUUGUACAGCACUAGACACUGUAGAAAAGAGGUCUGUGUUCCCAACACACAUUAUAAGGGCUCUGACACCUCUAGAAUAUCUGUCCUUACUUUGUGUUCAGUGAAAUGGCUUUUUAUGCUUUCAAUGAGGAUAGGCUGAUGAAGCCCAGAGAACAGCUGAAGAAAUAAAGAACUUGUGUUAAAAUGGAAGAAAAUUGUUACUGUAUUUUAAGUAUGAAGAUGUUUUAAUAAAUUUUUUUCCAUGCAGGUUUCCUUUUUAUCAACAGCUGUUUUCAGUAACAGGCCUAGAAAUGGAAGGAUAAUACAAAUAAGAGUCAAGUUUCUGAAAGCAAAGUUGGCUGCCUAUUUUACCUUACAGUAAUUUAUUCAUUAAUCAGUGAUUAAAUUGGCUUUGUAUGUUCUAACAGAUGUAGUCUAUUGCUUCUGCCUGUUAUUCUGAACAUUGAAGUGAAUAACUUGAAUGAGUAGAGACUACCAGAGACAGAGGGCAGAGGCAGAUUUAUUUAUUUAUUUUAAUCAAGAGAAAAGCUCAGUACAAUCCUUCAGUUUUCAGAUGAGGAGAAAUCACAGAGAGUGCAAACAAAUUUUAAGGAUUUAUUUUGUGGGAUCUCACACUUUUGAAAAUGUUUCUGAUUUAGGAGUGCAGUGAUUGACAAUGUAUGCUGAUUAUGCUGCUGAAGCAAUGCGUAGCUGAUAACCAGUCAUUACAUCAAGCAUCUCAGCCAUAGGGUAGUACAGAACUAGAAGAAAGAUGUCUGGUUUCAUAGUGAGUUGUAUUUAUUUGAAGCCAAAAUUUACUUUCUUUUUACAUAGCUAAGGAUUGAGAAGAAUCUUAGAUGUUGAAGUAGAGCUGUUCUUUAACCAAAAUACAUUCACAACCAAGAAAGCCACAAAAUCAGAUACUUAGACAAUCAGAACCUCUUUUCCCAAUAGUAUUGUUUUCCUCCUAUGUUAAUGGGCAAUCUAGAGGGUAGUCAAGACAGUAAAAUCAGGAAAGCAGUUGAAAGGACAAAGUGCAGGAGCCCAUGUUUUGCUGUUUAGGAGACAGUGGGAGAAGUAAAUCACCUAGUUGUGAUAUUUCUCUUGUCCUCACAGCAGCAGAAUUUCUGCAAGUCUGUGAGUGCCUCCAGUACUUGAUUUUAAGAGUGAUUCAGCUAAACUGGAAUGUAGUUAUGCAAAAACGACUUCUGAAAAAGGUGCUCAAGAAUAGCACAGACCAGUUUUUGCUAGGGAAAUGGUAUGUACAUAGACACAUAAAAUUAUUUUUAUAUUACAAGUAUUUUUUAAAAAAAACUUAUUUUUUCAGGGGUUUAGGCAAUAUGACAGUCUAAUAUUUAGCGUGUUAGAUGCUCUGUGUGUGGAUGGGAAAGGUGGCUAAAGGUAAGACAGUUUUCCCAUUUGGCUUCUGUUCCUCAUCCAAAACCUCCAGCAUUAAACCUUGCCUUGUAAUUGUGCUGCUUAUUUUACAUAUACAGAAGAUAUGAACCAAGUUCAGUUUGGGGGCAGUCUGCUGGGAGGGGGACCAGUAUUACAGAUAGAUCCUCUGGGAACAGCACAAGUUCUGAUCUGAAAUAGUAUGCAUUUAUAAAUGUGAAACAUGAUGAAUUUGUAAAACAUUUUAAAAGUGUUUAAUUCCUCCAGCAAUCCUAAAUAACCAGAAAUGUUUUGAUGGUGUGAGCUUGUGAUUCAACCCAUGAGGUUCACUGCUGUAAAAGUAGCUGCAAUUCUAGUGAAACUAGUAAAGUUGUGCCUAUGUUCAGAAAGUCAGUCUCUCUUAGCAGUGGUUUUAACUGACUGUGUUCAGUAUUUAAGAGAUUGUAUUUAUAUUUUGGAUGCAAUUGCAGAAUAAAUUAAAAAAUUGAUUCAAACAGA